CUGGAAACGUCCUAGUGAAUAUAAUACAACGCAUUAGUUGGUUUUAAGUCACAGUUGAACAAACAUGAAUUCUAUUGUAACGACUUGUCCUAAAGUUUCUCUUUCUAAUGGCCUGCAAAUUCCAAUUCUUGGACUGGGAACAUCGCAUGACGGCGGGUAUUCACAUGAUGCCGUGUUGUACGCACUCCGCGAGUGUGGCAUGCGGCACAUCGACACAGCGAAGCGUUACGGCUGUGAGGAGCAGCUGAGUAAAGCAGUGCAGGAGAGCGGAGUACCGCGGCAAGACCUAUGGCUUACAACCAAACUGUGGCCCGGAGAAUACGGCUAUACCUCUGCCAAAAAGGCCUGCCGUGACUCGUGUUCCCGCCUAGGGGUGGAAUACCUUGGUAAGGCUCAAGACAAUAUGGUCUGAGUACUUUUUACUUAUCUGAUAGAUAAAAAGUAUUCAGUCCUUUUUGAUCUAAUAGAUAAGGGAAACGUAUACCAGGUCAAUUGAAACCGGUUCUCAUUUGCAAGAGACAACGUCCACAACAAGAUUAUCUCCCCCUACUCAAACCAAAGCUUGUCCACUAUAGGUAAAAAAAACAAAUGCUUUCCUCUCUUUUCACUCUCACCCACCUUGGUGGAAUGUCUACCGUCUACCUUGGCGUGGUGGAAUGUCUACGUCUCCUUGGCGUGGUGGAAUGUCUACGUCACCUUGGCGUGGUGGAAUGUCUACCGUCUCCUUGGCGUGGUGGAAUGUCUACAUCACCUUGGCGUGGUGGAAUGUCUACUUCACCUUGGCGUGGUGGAAUGUCUACCGUCUCCUUGGCGUGGUGGAAUGUCUACCGUCACCUUGGCGUGGUGGAAUGUCUACAUCUCCUUGGCGUGGUGGAAUGUCUACGUCACCUUGGCGUGGUGGAAUGUCUACGUCACCUUGGCGUGGUGGAAUGUCUACCGUCUCCUUGGCGUGGUGGAAUGUCUACGUCUCCUUGGCGUGGUGGAAUGUCUACCGUCUCCUUGGCGUGGUGGAAUGUCUACAUCUCCUUGGAGUGGUGGAAUGUCUACAUCUCCUUGGCGUGGUGGAAUGUCUACCGUCUCCUUGGUGUGGUGGAAUGUCUACAUCUCCUUGGCGUGGUGGAAUGUCUACAUCUCCUGGGAGUGGUGGAAUGUCUACAUCUCCUUGGAGUGGUGGAAUGUCUACAUCUCCUUGGCGUGGUGGAAUGUCUACAUCUCCUUGGAGUGGUGGAAUGUCUACAUCUCCUUGGCGUGGUGGAAUGUCUACAUCUCCUUGGCGUGGUGGAAUGUCUACAUCUCCUUGGCGUGGUGGAAUGUCUACAUCUCCUUGCUCUCCCUCUAAUUGUAUCAAUCCUCUUUUUUCCCUUAUACCUCUCCCCUCACUCCCUCCUCUGUCUCUCAGAUUUGUACCUGAUGCACUGGCCAGACGCCAUGGUCCCAGGAAGGUCCAAUAGGGAGGUCAGGGUGGAGACCUGGAGGGCCUUGGAGGAGCUGUAUAAUGAAGGGGUGUGUCGUGCCAUCGGCGUGAGUAACUUCCUCGUCUCCCACCUGAAGGAGCUGAAGGAGGACUGUAGUGUGGUACCUCACGUCAACCAGAAUGGGGUUGUCACCAUUCCCAAGUCCACCAAAAACGAGAGGAUCCUGGAAAACUGUCAAGUCUUUGGGUUCCAACUGGAGGGGAAAGACAUGGCGGCACUGGGCAAGUUGCAUGAUGGGAGACACGUGAGCUGGGAUCCCACAUGUGUGGAGUGACAGGUCUUUGGGUUCUCCCUCUCAGAUGAGGAUGUGGACCGCGUCAGGAGACUCCACAGUGACAUGAAGCUCAUUCAUCUCAGCUACCCACUCUGGAAAGGAUUAACAUCUUAAAUACUAAACAAAACUUUUAGAAAUUAGAUCUGUGUGUGUUUAUGGCUGUGAAUAGAAAUGGUGGGUGACUCUGGUGCUUUAACCUGAAUUGUGAAACCAUAGUUGCUGCUAGCCUCACCCAACUGCCUUACUUUGAGAUAUUAGUGCCUAUCCUCCUAGUUGAUGUGACUGGUGGGAUACUUGUUAACGUCAUUGAUUUAUAUAAAAUCAACCAUUACUGUAUGCCUAGACACAACAUUUCCUUAAUCCACUGGUCCUUAAAGGAAUACGUCACCCAAAUGGUUGAUGGGAUUUUAGGGAGGCUAUGCUGCUUAGAUCAAUGCCAUUUUUGUACUCAACUAUUGCUAAUGCUAAACUGGAGCAAAGUAAACAAAACAAAAUAUUCCAGAACAGACUUUCUGGGAAUAUCAAGGUUAAGAUUAUUUUAAUUGUAAAAAAGGAUCCUUCCUCCAGGAUAUUAAUUGUAAUUAACCGAUCAUGUCAAAUGAAUUUAAAAAAAGACAGGAACACUGA
Molecule: messenger RNA, 2376 nt
Organism: Salmo salar (Atlantic salmon)
Lineage: Eukaryota; Metazoa; Chordata; Actinopteri; Salmoniformes; Salmonidae
Product: oxidoreductase ZK1290.5
Source: RefSeq, marked predicted